Molecule: messenger RNA, 1112 nt
Organism: Prorocentrum cordatum
Lineage: Eukaryota; Dinophyceae; Prorocentrales; Prorocentraceae
Source: the annotation of a GenBank genome assembly
GUCCUGGCCGCACUUGGUUCGAUGAAGAGUGAGUUGCUCACGGCGAUAGGAGCGGCUAACGCCAGGACCGACGCCUUGGAGCUUCAGAUCCAGGGGCUUCAAGCGCAGCAAGUCUCGUCGGUGCAGGAGAUGCAAACGAUGGUGACCUCCAUGUCGGCCAGCUGGGAGGCGCGCUCCCAGCAGAUCACGGGCUCGGCGAUUGUGGUUGAUGACGGCAAUGGCUGGCAUGACUGCCCUGAGGGUUCGGCAGGACCCAUGCCUGAGAUGUUCACCGACGCGCUUCAGAACAAUGAGAAGGACACGCAUAACCCUUGCAGGAUUUGGAUUGGUGGAUGGCCACGUGAGGUGCUUUCGCAAUAUCGGAAGGAGCACUGGGAGUGGUACAAGACUCAGGUGCCCCAGGACAUGAUUUCUAAUACCCAGCCAUCGUUCCAGCGAACGAGCCGUUCGUACUCGGUGGUGUUUGAGACGGAGGAGGCUGCGAAUCGGUUCAAGCAGUGGGCCUUCACGACACCAUCGCAAUGGAAUGACUAUCGUGAUCGAGCAAAGACGUUCCCCAUUCGUGUUCGAGGCGACAUUCCCCUUCCUGCUCGGCUGAGGAAGAGUACACUGUCGUGCUUGUGGGAGCCGAUGAGGGUGAAGCUGACGUCCAAGGGCCUCUGGAACGGCUCGCUGAGGAUGGGCUGCUCUGGCUAUGGCUCUGGUCGUUUUCAGAUUUCGACGGAUGCGGACUCGUGGGCCCUGUUCACGUUGAAGACAGAGGAGGGCCAGUUCGUCAUCGUCCCCAACCGUGAAGAGCUGUAUCAGUGGAAGUUCACCGAUGCUGAGAUUGAUUUCAUCAUCGACAUUGCUGUUAAGAACAAACCGUACCUGUAGGAUGGGGUAUGGCGGACACCCACGACCAGGACAGAUCAGGUUCCGCCUCUGCUGAACAUAGGGAGCGACAUCAGUGGGGAUGCACGCGAUUCAGCUGAGUGUUAUGAGCCUGCCAUGCCUGUCGCCUUUUCGAAUCGUGAGUCUGCAGCCUCUGUUUGUACAGUGCAGCCAGCACCGUGCGAGUCGUCGGCUCAUGAUUUUAACUUUCCGUUCUGUCCUCCCUCCCCUUUCUCCAU